This is a messenger RNA of Athene cunicularia (burrowing owl), 1939 nucleotides long. RefSeq names its product C-C chemokine receptor type 5-like. Lineage: Eukaryota; Metazoa; Chordata; Aves; Strigiformes; Strigidae. Gene Ontology annotation, molecular function: C-C chemokine receptor activity. The coding region runs from base 241 to 1311 and encodes 356 amino acids. The record is from RefSeq and is a predicted model, not a curated record. Gene Ontology annotation, cellular component: membrane; cytoplasm. Gene Ontology annotation, biological process: G protein-coupled receptor signaling pathway; immune response; positive regulation of monocyte chemotaxis. The transcript has 3 exons.
CUGACACAUCGGUUUAGCAUUGCUCUUGGUGUAAUAAUCUAAGUCAUCACUUGCACCAUAAGAUAUAUGGACUGUGCACCCUUUUCAUUCCAGAGCUACCUAAAAGCAGCACGCUUCCAUGGCCCACGCCUGACCCACGCGCUGGAAAGGACACAGCGUUUGCCAUUUUGACCCAGACCAACGCUGACGCCUUGCUGCUCUGCAACACCCCGGACAGCAGGCCCACCAGACCAAGACACCAUGGAAAACAAUACCACGGACAUAGAUGACUGGUCACUGACAACAGAAUUUGACUACGGUGAUUCAGAGCCAUGCGUGGGAACUGAGGAAAAGCACUUUGCAGCAAGUCUUCUGCCGCCGCUUUAUUCUUUGGUGGUGAUAUUUGGCCUCACCGGCAACAUGCUUGUUGUCCUUAUCCUGGUCAAAUACAAGAGACUGAAGAGCAUGACUGACAUCUACCUGCUCAAUUUGGCAAUUUCUGAUUUGCUGUUUGUAUUUUCUCUCCCUUUUUGGGCUUAUUACGCUGUUCACGACUGGAUUUUUGGGGAGGCGCUGUGUAGAAUACUCUCAGGCAUCUACCUCCUUGGCUUCUAUAGUGGCAUCUUUUUCAUAAUCCUGUUGACCCUAGACAGGUAUCUGGCCAUAGUGCACGCAGUGUUUGCUUUAAAAGCUAGGACAGUCACCUACGGCAUCCUCGCCAGCAUUGCUACUUGGGUUGUUGCUCUUUUGAUUUCUGUUCCUGGGAUAGUAUUCCACAAAACUCAAAAGGAAAAUUCACGUUAUACUUGCAGUGCUCAUUAUCCAUCAGACCAGAUAAAUGUAUGGAAGCAAUUUCUGACGUUAAAAAUGAACAUUCUGGGACUUGUUAUUCCAAUGUUCAUUAUGAUAUGCAGUUACACGCAAAUUAUAAAGACAUUACUGCAAUGUAGGAAUGAGAAGAAACAUAAAGCAGUCAGGCUUAUUUUUAUCAUCAUGAUUGUGUACCUCUUUUUCUGGGCACCAUACAACAUUUGCCUUCUCUUGCGUGAUUUUCAAGGUGCAUUUUCCAUCACUACUUGUGAAGGCAAUAGUCAACUGCACAAAGCAAUCCAAGUGACAGAAACAAUCUCUAUGAUUCACUGUUGUAUCAACCCUGUAAUUUAUGCCUUUGCUGGAGAAAAAUUUAGGAAGUAUCUUCGUAACUUUUUCAGAAAGCAGAUUGCAUUCCACUUCUCUAAAUUCUGUCCCGUUUUCUAUGUUGACACAGCUGAACGAGCUAGCUCCACCUACACACAAUCCACUGGAGAACAAGAAGUUUCUGCUGCAUUGUAAUUUGUGUCUAGAGAAAAAGUGGAAUUGACUUUUGUGAAAACAAGUCUGUGAUGAAAGCCUGCAGAAUCUGUUCUGGAUAUUGGCUCUAAGGCAGCUGUGAAAGGUCACAGACCGCAUAUUUACCAAAGAUUGUAUUUGCUCAUACAUUUGGGUAUUUGUACAUAAACGAAAAGGAUGUAUCAAACUAGCUACCUAGAUAUGCUAACAUGGGAUUUUGUAGGGAAAGAAAGUGUUCUCUUUUUCUGUAAAUGUAAAAGCAUAGUUUUGUAUUAUAGGGCCCCAAACCACACAGACUAAGCUAGUAGGUUCAUAAACUGAUUUUUUGAUGUGAUCUAGAGGUUAGAAGUUGACACUGGUUCUUUGGAAACAUCUCUUGACUGCACUGUACACAAGCUAUCUCACUCAUUUAAACUCAGUCUCAGUCACAUCUUUUACUAGCCUCGUCUAUCUCUGUAAAUAAUGUUAAAUUACUGAGGCCUGUGAUGCAGAAUCUUUACAAGUGGUAUGGGGAAAUUUUACACAUAUAGAAGAAACUGAUAUUUCAAAGUAUGUUUUCCUUUGUAUAUGGUUGAGUACCAACCUCUUCGAUCUUUCUCAUAAUAGUGUUAACUACUAGGUGUUGAUAUCU